ACACACACACACACACACAUACAAAAAGACGUAUACCGUGACCACCAAGAACAGACCGGAGGAGGAACGAUCAUUUUUAAGUCAACAAUUUAUGCAUUUAAAGUAUUUCAAGCAACCUCAAACGUAACCAGCUCCAGCACGAGACCAAAUACAAAACGGAAAACCGACUAAACGAGGGUAGUGAGGUCAAACCCUAAGGCUUCCUCUAUUCAAGGUAGUGGUAGCAGUAGUAGUAUGAUAACAUUCGGAUAGUUCUCUGCCGCGUUGGAGGGGGUGGGGGCGGGGGUGAAGAGAGCGGAGAUGACCGACGGGAGUUCAGGCUUGGCGGUGGACCGGGCGAAGGUGCUCCUCUUCCUCGCUGCAUUCUUCCAGGCGGUCAGCGUGCUGGCUCUGCUGGCGUGCGGCGGGAGCGGCUACUGGCUGCUGGCCUGGCAGUCCUGCGGCGACGGCGGCGACCGGGGCACACGGUCGUCAUGGUUACGCCAGAGUGACCCGGGUCAUCACGGGGCCACCGGAAGCCAGGCGAUGGACAGUGUCACGUUCUUCCACGAGGGUCUGUUCAGUCGCUGCUCCAUUCAAACCCGCUCCCAAACCUUCUCUCUGUGGGACAUCUGGACCGGGAGUCAGUCGCCGAUCAAGGUGUGUGAGAGCGCCUUCCUCUUCCCGUUCCCCGUCUACGAGUCGCCGGGGCGCCCCCUAGUGGACACAGGCGAUUUCCCGCCUCAGCCCUCUGAACCUGACUCCGUCAUUGUCUUUAGGACAUUCUGGAGCAGCUUCCUGGUGUUGGGCGUGGUCUCUGUCGUUAUUGGUGGACUGGUGGUCCUUUGUGCUGCCCCGCUGUCCAAUCACAAGCUGUAUAAAGUUGGCGGGGCUUUUCAGCUCUCCGGAGGCCUGAGCCUGAUGCUGGUGCUGCUGAUGUUCCUGGCGUGGUACCAUGAGCUCUGCGUUCUGGAACAAUACGCCCGUAGGCGGAGAGCGACCGUCUGCCCCGCCUUCCACCUAACCGUGGAGCUGGGUCCUUCCUUCCUAUUGGCUCCCGUCGCCGUGUUCUUCAGCGUUCUUGCGGGACUGCUCUUCAUCCUGAUUGGCCGGGACACAAAAUCCGCCGGAUUAAAAGAAGUAUGCUCUCCACCGCUUUAGCCGAUUGUCCCCCAUAGCAAAAUGGAAUAGCGGCAUCAAAUAGGCUAGGCUAGGCUAGUACUGAGUCCACCCAAUUUCUUCUUUAUUUACAUUGAAUUGUUUUGUUUUCUUAUUGUUAAUGAAUAUAAUAAAACUUUCUCAAACUG
Molecule: messenger RNA, 1286 nt
Organism: Gadus macrocephalus (Pacific cod)
Lineage: Eukaryota; Metazoa; Chordata; Actinopteri; Gadiformes; Gadidae
Product: transmembrane protein 182-like
Exons: 5
Coding region: 301-1140 (279 amino acids)
Cellular component (GO): membrane
Source: RefSeq, a predicted model, not a curated record